GAGCAUCCUCCCAUUUCCGCAAUUCUCAACACUCUUUCCCUCUGUCGCUCUGCCGUCUCUCCCUCUCCCUUUUCGUCCUCACUAAACUAAUCUAAUGCCUCCAUUCUCGCCCCUCACCAACUCUCCCUUCCACUAAUCUCGCCACCCCCGCCGCCGCUGCAGGCCGAAGGAGAAGGAGUAGCUCUGCCGAUAUCUGCUAAUGGAGUCUCCUUCGUUUGUGUCCAAAGCACGGACAACCUUCCAUUCACUGCAGCUCGAGCCGAGCGCGUCCUCACCGAUUUGAAAUCCGACCGAUCAGAUGCUGACAACAAGCAAUCGCCGAGGGAAGAACGGAGUGAGCAGCCGGAUAAGCAGUCUCUGAGGAACGAAAGCGAGUCUAAGAGCAACAAUGAAGGGAAGCACUUGAAGUGGAAGCCUGCAUCUAUAGGAAUAAAGCAGGAUUGGCAGGACCGAUUCAAAAAUAUUAGAAUAGGGAAAAAAGGAGGUGACAGGCCGACAGAAAAAGUUGAUGAUUCAAAGAUGGCUCUUGCAUUUUAUGAUGAGAAUUUGUACAUACUGAACAUGAAAAAGGAUGCUGAGGUCAAGGCGUCACAAGUACCUUACAUAGUAGAAAGAUUAAAUGCCACAACUCCAGACAGCAUCCCUCCAGCAUCUGUCAUGAAGCAAUUGGCUACUGCUAUUGAUGCUGGGAAAAAAUACAAGUCAAUAAAAGAUAUUGUGGUGCCUUCUGGAAGUUCUUCACCAAUGAGGGAGAGGGCAAGCAGAAGCCUUGCUGCUGUGAAGUCAUUGGUGCUUCGUGAUAAGGACGAGAAGCUUGCGUCUGAGUUUGAGAAUCACGAGAAGGUUUUGUCCAUCUUGCAGUCGUUGUUUGAUGCAGAGGGGGACUUUCUAAGGAGGAAUGUGAGCUGUAGUGAGGAUUCCUUAUCAUUGAUUAAAGACAUUCAUGGUGUACCUCCCGGAAGCUUUCUUGUAAAGCUAUCUGAAGUAAUUGGAAGCUUUAAAACAUUGAGGAAAAUGGCUAUCCUGUGGUGCAAAAUUGUUGCUGAACUCAGAAGACUCUGGGGUGAAGAACUCCACAUACCAGGCAUCCCUCUGGAUGAGUUUCCAGAUCUUCAUUCCUGCCUUCUAUACCAGCAGCUUCAAGUUAUCAAUUGCUGUGUCUCCAGGAAAAAGCGUCACGCGAUUGCUUCUAAAUCACUGGAAGCUGCAUUAAGGGACGCCAAGAGAUUUUCUCCAGAAUCUGCUAAAGGUGUAAAUGCUCCUGGGCAUUUAUUAUAUGCCAAAACGAGCAGUGGAGAACUUGUACUUCGGCUAGGUGCGGGUUCGAAGGCUCCUAAUCUGUUCAUGCUGGAAAGUGGUGAACCAAUAUACUCUCCUAUCCCUCAGGAGGGCCCUUUGCUUACCGAAGAUCUUAUCAAAGAAACAGAAGAAUUUGUUCUUCGAACUGGAAGUGUUGGUGCUGGGUGCUCUCAGUUACUCUCUGACAUGCAAGGUUUCAAGGCUGCCAAUCCUGGCUGUAUAUUAGAGGAUUUUGUGAGAUGGCAUUCUCCUCCUGACUGGACAGACAGUGAGCCAACUGAUGAGGCGAAUGAGACUUCUUCUUCAGAUGGGGGUAAUUCAUCGUCAACAAAAGGUUACUUAAGUAGUCGAAUGCAGAAAGAAGGAAACUUGUGGCGUGAACUGUGGGAAACAUCUAAGCCGGUUCCGGCUGUUAAACAGGCUCCUUUGUUUGAUGAGGAAUUGGCAGUACAGCACGGAGUCUCCUGCAGUGAGGGGAUUCUGAAUCACAUGGAGAACAUCAGCCCUUCUGAGCUUUUUGAACAAUUCUUCAUUUCUUUGCUUGGUCUGGGAACUUUGAUGGCCGAGGCAAAACUCUCUAGCAACGAUUAUUUAUCAAAGCUAUUCUAUGAGUGCAAAGACUACUUCGUGGUAACUUGUCAAGGAAGGCCCUGGAGUGAAAAAGUGGACGACAUUUGCCAAGUGUAUGAAACAAUGGAGGCAAUGAUAGUGAACCCGGAUGAAGUUGUUAAGGCAAUGAAGCAGGCUGAUGAGGCCAGAACACCUGGAUCUGAAACCAAGCGCAUUAGCUUCCUAAAAUUGGGUCUGAACUUCGGCAUUAAGGACAGGAACCCGAGAAAGCCGUCCCCAAGAUCCGAGAGCAGUUCAGAGGAGAGCCCCAUGAAACAGCAAUUCUCUAAUUUCUUCGAGGGCAAGUCAUCCUUGUUCUCGAAAAACAAGCCUCCCAAACCAGGGAGCGCAUCUCCUGGUGAAAAAACCCCUUCAGCAGAAGAUAGUGACUGGACACUCGUUUGAAAGGCUACAGAGGGGAAUCAUCCUACACAGCCAAUUGUAAUUAGUUUUGAAUUUUCCAUCUCUUUCAAAUCCCCCCAAGGUAAUGAAGGAAUCCAUGCCUUCUGUCCCCCUGUUUUUUUGGUUUAAAAUCUUGUUCAUCUGUAAAUCCACACACUCGUUCGACCUGUUUUUGCCCCCGGGGUUUAGGCAGAAUAUCAGCAGAACCCUGUUACUUGCACGAAAUGUGUUAUAAUACAAAUUUAGGCAAAGAAGAGAGAAAAUACAAUUGAGAAUCCGAGAUUUUCCUGUUUUGAGUAAUCUUCCUGCUACAUCUGCUGACUGCGACCAAGGGCAGAAAGGAGAUUUCAGUCGUCAUCGGAAGAAGUCUUGAUAGUGGCAUUGUCUUCGUCCUUGGCUGCUUCCGACUCAUAGUACUUCAUCAAGAAAUGCGGGAAGACGAAGUUGGAUAUCACGUAAAAGAACAGAAGCAAACCUCUCGUGGGUAACAACACAGCUAUGUCCCCGCGUUUCGCCGUGGCAACUCCGAGGACGAGGUAGUCGAGGGAAGAACUGGACAUGGCUCGUGUCGGAGUAGUAGUUGUAGUGGUUCUCACGUUCCAGCCGUCGUUGUCCUUCCUCGGCCGUGAAGGCGAGAGCAGUGUCGGGGAAUUCCAUGGCUGAUUGGUGUGUUUAGGGAGUGAAUAGGGGCUGGCAAGGGAAAGGAAUGGAGAUUGGAACUGGGAUGUGGAGUUCAUCGUCGCCAGUAACGUUAAUGGUAUCAAAGCCAGGCGUUGUGUUUGUGUAGUAACAGCUUCUCUGUUUUGGUUCUUACGUUCUUGGCAGAUUCGUAAGCGUUUGUGGAUAACGUUGCUCCUUCAUGAAGAUAUUUGAGCUGGGCUCUCCGUAUCUGUUUUCCAUGGUCCUAUUGGGCUUUGCUAAUGUCAGGAGAAAUUUAGCGUCGAAUGCCAGCCCAAAAAAAAAAUUGCCAUAAUGCAGG
Messenger RNA from Linum tenue, 3289 nucleotides. NCBI's taxonomy places the organism in Eukaryota, Viridiplantae, Streptophyta, Magnoliopsida, Malpighiales, Linaceae. The record is from the annotation of a GenBank genome assembly.